Drosophila obscura is the source of this 1874-nucleotide messenger RNA. It is a transcript of the gene fal, whose product is annotated as deoxynucleoside triphosphate triphosphohydrolase SAMHD1 homolog. Bases 154 to 1377 code for a protein of 407 amino acids. Lineage: Eukaryota; Metazoa; Arthropoda; Insecta; Diptera; Drosophilidae. Gene Ontology annotation, biological process: dGTP catabolic process. Gene Ontology annotation, molecular function: dGTPase activity. Gene Ontology annotation, cellular component: nucleus. The transcript is spliced from 5 exons. The record is from RefSeq and is a predicted model, not a curated record.
UGAUCGCCGGAUGUUAUCGUUAUCGGCCUCUCUUUUUAUAAAAUGACAUAAAUAAAUGAAAAGUGAAAGGAAGCCGUCAAAACGUCGUCUCCGUGUUUCCGCUUGUAUUUCGGUCGCGCUCUCGUUCGAUCAAGGAACUGCAAUCCGUUCAGAAUGUCUGCCAGCGUCGUUCUUUCCCGGGACUACCAUGGCCAUGGCGCCCAACAACCGUCCCAGCAACAACAACAGCUGUUGCACCAGCAAGGUCCCCUGCCUGCAGUGCGCGCGUAUAUGCUCAUCGAAGAUGACGUUCACGGAGUUAUUGAGUUGCCGACCCACAUACAGGAGAUAGUGGAGCACCCGCUGUUUCAACGCCUGAAGAAGAUCCAUCAGCUGGGACUGGUGCCAUGGGUGAUAGCGCCACAGGCUAAUCACAAACGAUACGAUCAUUGCUUGGGCACCUACAAAAGCGCCCAGGAUCAUUUGAGAGCCAUUGAGCGCAACUCUAAAUAUGAGGCUAAGCUGCCCGAUUGGUGUCGCAAGGCGGUAGAGAUAGCAGCUCUACUGCACGACAUUGGCCACGGACCGAUGUCGCAUGUCUGGGAAAGGGUUUGCCAACAGCAUUUCGAUCACGAGGAGAAUGCACUGGAUUGCGUGGAUCGCAUAUUCAAGGACGCCCGCCACUCGGAGCUAGUAGCGUUGCGGGAUAAGGGUAGUGGCCGUGGAGUUCAGCUCAUAAAGGCAUUGAUAUUGGGCGACACUGAGUACCUGACGUUUCCAAUGAUGGGGCAUGCCUACAUCUUUGACAUCGUGCACAACCAUCGCUGCGGCUUGGAUGUGGACAAGUGGGACUACCUACGACGCGACAAUAAACGCCUCGAAAUACUCGGCCCCGAAGAGAUGGACUUUGAUGAUAUAUUCCUUAAAGCCCGCAUAUCACCGGACGGCCAGCGCAUUGAGUAUCGUUUUGAUGACUAUCAUCGCAUUUAUGCUUUGUUCGAGGCACGAGGCAGACUCCAUGUUGAGGCCUAUCAGCAUCCCAGAAAUGCAGCCGCCGAACAGAUAUUCGUUGAUUUGGUGCAGCGUCUGGCGCCACAGGUGGUAGACCUGCGAUCCAAUGACGCUGGCUGGUUAAAUCUGUACGAUGACCAUAUUCUGAAGCUGAUUGAAAAUGAUGCAAUGGCCGCAUACUUCCGGGAACCCCAACGUGUUGUGGAGCUGCCAUCUGUCGAUGGUUCAGGUGCCGACGUUUUACCCAUUAGCAGAAUAAUCGAGGGACCUGGCUGUGUUAUGAAGCCCGAUAAGGCUUUCGCUUUCUAUGGCGAUAAGCGCAAAAAGCGUCAAAUCAAUCGAUGUCUGAGCGCCACAACAUUCAACAAGUGCUAUACAUUAGAAUAACAAAUCGCAUCACACAAUAUUCACAGUUCAUAAUAAUUUCAAACAAGUUAGUGAAAUUUUUCGUUAUUGUUUAUCCUUCAUUUUGCCAUAGCAACCCGAUAUUCCACUCGUAUAAGUUCGCUUUAUAUUAUUGAGUUAUGUUUUUCCCCUAUUAUGUAUUUUCUGCGUUUUUGUUAGACAGUUGAUGGAGAGAUGAACCCAACAGUUAGUUUAAUUCUCGAUUCGUAUUACCCGUUCGACGUAAAGCAACAGAGUCCAAAGCCGAUAGUGUUCUUAGAAUAUUGAUUUUUAUUAUUUAAUAUAUUCUAUUUUAUAUGUGGUUUUUUCUUACAACUAAAAUACUAACACAAAAAUUUCAACAGUUCACUUGAAGACAUCACAAUUCGAAUUCAGGUCUUACUAACCUUAAGUACAUACUAAUCAAUAUAAAUAUACAUAUACAUAUAUACGUGGGUUGUAUUUUUGAUAACCAAUUUGAAAUAUACACAAGAGAAAAC